Penicillium expansum is the source of this 765-nucleotide messenger RNA. Its product is annotated as MARVEL domain-containing protein. The transcript has a single exon. Gene Ontology annotation, cellular component: membrane. Bases 1 to 765 code for a protein of 254 amino acids. NCBI's taxonomy places the organism in Eukaryota, Fungi, Ascomycota, Eurotiomycetes, Eurotiales, Aspergillaceae. The record is from RefSeq and is a predicted model, not a curated record.
AUGUCCUUCUUAGCCGUCCCCCUCCUCAAACUCGGCCUCAACCAAGCCAAGAAACACAAGGCCAAGAAAGACCUCCAAAAAUACCAGAACGCCGGCGUCUACCCACCAAACUACCCACAAGAGCAGCACCCAAUGAGCGGCUACCCGGCAGGCGCGACACCCGGCACAACCAUGCACUUCGAGUCGCCGCCCCAAGAACAGAGCAAAAGCGCCAAGCUCACCUUCAUGUUCUUCUCCGGUCUCCGCAUCCUCCAAGUGAUCUUCGGACUAACGGUCAUGGGCAUGUACGGCAAAGACGUGCACCACGACCACUCCGAGAAACACACCUGGCACUCGAAAUGGGUGUACGCGCUCGUCACAGCAUUCUUCGCAAUCAUCACCGCAGCCAUCCACCUCAUCCUGCCGUUCGUGAUGCGCAAAGCUAAGCUCGGUGCUGGCCCGGGCCCUGCCCUGCUGCUGCCGCAGUUUGCGUGGGAGUUUGUUGUUACCGUGCUGUGGUUGACGCUCUUUGGCAUCUUCGGGAAGAUGUAUAUUGGUGUUCAUCCUGUGGAGAGUUCCAGUUCCAGUUCGAAGACUGAUACUACUACUUCUGCGCUUGGUGAUGCGUCGAAAAUUAAUCGUAUGCGCCAUGCUGUUUGGAUCGAUAUUAUUAACUUGGUGUUCUGGGUCAUGUCUGCUUCUUGGAUUUUAAUUCGCUGGUUGAAGAGUCGCAGGUCGGCUGUCCCUGGGGAUGCGAUUGAUGCUGAGAAGGGUGGGCAGAUUUAG